Messenger RNA from Camellia sinensis, 733 nucleotides. The record is from RefSeq and is a predicted model, not a curated record. NCBI's taxonomy places the organism in Eukaryota, Viridiplantae, Streptophyta, Magnoliopsida, Ericales, Theaceae.
AUGAAACCGCCGACAUUCCUUGGCGGAAUUGAACCGUUGAAAGCAAAGACGUGGUUACUUGAAAUGGAAAAUUUAUUUGAAGUGUUUUCUUGUUCUGAAGUCCAGAAAGGCCUCCUAGCCACCUAUACUCUGAAGGAUGAAGCCCGAAGGGAUCGGAAAGUGUCAGAGUUUGAAGAACUUAAACAGGGGAGAAUGUCUGUAGCUGAAUAUAAAGCCAAAUUCACUAAACUAGCACGGUUUGCUCCACAUAUGGUAGAUACUGAUUACAAGAAAGCACGAAAAUUCGAAGGCGGACUGGAUUUAGAAGUGUUUGAUCGGGUAGGCGUAUUGAAAUUACCUACUUAUGUGGAAGUUUUAAACAAAUCCUUAAUGGCAGAAGCCACCCUGGCCACGAUGAAACAAAGUAAAGCCCCAGUAACCACAACAACUGAUUGGAGAGGAAAAAGGUCUAGGUAUGGUUUUAGAAGAGGCCGGUCUCAUAUGAGUAAGAAGCAGAAUACAGGGACUACAAGCAGCUCGAGUCAGAGCAGUGGGUCUAUUCCGACAGGUCAUGCAGUGAAGGAUUGCCUACCUGGGUCUGAGAAUACUAGCCGUCCUAUGGUGAGUUCAGUUGGAUCCGCUUCUACAGCCAAAACAAAUGCAAGGGCUAAUACUGGGAAAAAGCCUCUGAGACAAGGUCGAGUGUUUGCCUUAGUGCCCGGUGAUGUACAAAACAUCGAUACUGUGGUGUCAG